Molecule: messenger RNA, 816 nt
Organism: Pelmatolapia mariae (spotted tilapia)
Lineage: Eukaryota; Metazoa; Chordata; Actinopteri; Cichliformes; Cichlidae
Product: programmed cell death 1 ligand 1-like
Exons: 3
Coding region: 25-816 (263 amino acids)
Biological process (GO): regulation of cytokine production; T cell receptor signaling pathway
Cellular component (GO): external side of plasma membrane
Molecular function (GO): signaling receptor binding
Source: RefSeq, a predicted model, not a curated record
GUGUUAACUAGCUAGGCUACGGAAAUGUCUCGCCGAAGAUCUUUUUUGUUUUUCUCCACUUUGCUGUUUGUCGAUCUCUUCGUGUUUGUCUCUGCAGAGAACAAAAACAUCACAGCUGAGUCUGGACAGAACAUCACUUUGACAUGUCGAGCUCCAAACAACAACAACAUUAUUGUUCUAGAGUGGAGCAGAGCUGACCUGGGAGAGAAAUAUGUGCUUCUGUUCCGGGAUGAGCGUUUUUAUCCAGAUCAACAGCAUCCAUCUUUUAAGAACCGGGUGGAUCUGCAGGACAGACAGAUGAAGGAUGGAGACGUGUCUUUGAUUCUGAAGGAUGUGACGAUUAAUGACACUGGAACAUACGAGUGUCGUGUCGUCCAGAGAGGAGCAGAGCAAGUGAGUCGCUGUAUUUUGACCUUUAACCUCUCUGUGUUGUUUCCUCUUUCAGAUCAGAAAAACAUCACAGUUGAGUCUGGACAGAACAUCACUUUGACAUGUCAAGCUCCAAACAACAACAACAUUAUUGUUCUAGAGUGGAGCAGAGCUGACCUGGGAGAGAAAUAUGUGCUUCUGUUCCGGGAUGAGCGUUUUUCUCCAGAUCAACAGCAUCCAUCUUUUAAGAACCGGGUGGAUCUGCAGGACAGACAGAUGAAGGAUGGAGACGUGUCUUUGAUUCUGAAGGAUGUGACGAUUAAUGACACUGGAACAUACGAGUGUCGUGUCGUCCAGGGAGGAACUAAACGCAGGAAGAGAGGUGUUUUAGAUGGUGACCCCAUCAGCAUCGUCACCCUGAGUGUUGUUGAUCCUCCAGGUGAGUGA